AUGGUGGGUACCAUCAAGGGCCUGGAACUGAAAGUGGCGCCCCAGAAGACGGAGGCUAUGUAUUUUCAUAAUGGCCGUCAAGGGGCGCCGAAGAAGUCCCGGGUCCGAGUUGAUAGUGUCCGCGUCUGCGUCGGGCCCACGAUAAAAUAUCUGGGCCUGACGUUGGACAGCCGUUGGACCUUCAGGCCACACUUCAGGGGCCUGGCCCCCCGGGUUUGCAAAGCCGGCAUUGGCUGGCCUCAUGCGGAACAAGGAGGGCCUUGGAUGGCACACUCGCUCAUAUGGGUGUUCCGGUUAACCGCCACCGUCGCAAAUACUAACUUGAUGCGCCAGGCUGUGCUGACCGGGUAUGGGUGCUUCGGUCAGUACCUAUACUGGAUCAAGAAGGAGCUCACCGCUCGAUGCCACCACUGUCCGGCGCCGGAGGACACUGCGCACCAUACGCUGGUCUCAUGCCCAACAUGGGACUAG
This is a messenger RNA of Harpegnathos saltator (Jerdon's jumping ant), 471 nucleotides long. RefSeq lists its product as uncharacterized. NCBI's taxonomy places the organism in Eukaryota, Metazoa, Arthropoda, Insecta, Hymenoptera, Formicidae. The record is from RefSeq and is a predicted model, not a curated record. Bases 1 to 471 code for a protein of 156 amino acids. The transcript has 2 exons.